Molecule: messenger RNA, 359 nt
Organism: Dentiscutata heterogama
Lineage: Eukaryota; Fungi; Glomeromycota; Glomeromycetes; Diversisporales; Gigasporaceae
Source: the annotation of a GenBank genome assembly
GAACGUUGGAAGUCCUUUCCAUUUUCUUUAACGAGCAGCCCUGGUUCGUGGAAGCUUUAGAAUAUGUGGCCCUGGGAAUCGAAAGUACGCUUCCUAUGUCUCAAGGUUGGCAAAAUUUUAAACAACAAUCCGUUGAAGGAUUCAGUAUUUUGGUCCUUCUCACCUGGUUUGGCAGUGAUUCAUUUAAGACCUACUACUACAUAAGCACGAAUGCACCGCUUCAAUUUCCUGUUUGCGGUCUUAUCGAAUUGUCAGUUGAUACUAUUAUUGUUCUACAAUUCAUUAUUUUCAAUCAUAGGAUGAGAGAAUUUUUUGAACUCGAAGUUUCUAACCCACGAGAUAUGUAUUUACCAUUCUGA